AUGAACGACUCGAGCUUCCUCCAAGCCCAACAGCGCGUCGCUGAGCGACGACAGGCCCGCGAAGCCGAACAACGGGCCCGAAUCGCGGCUCAGCGCGAAUCGUCUCGCGUCAACACCCAGCUGCAGCGUCUGCCGUACCCCCUCAAUCGCCUCGCCGGUGUCUGGGAUGCAGCCGCUUCUGUAGAGAGCACCAGGCCUGCGUUCCGCGUUGCGCAGGUCGAUGCCGAGCUCCUGGAUGAAGAGCUGCUGGACCUGCUCAAGGGGCAGGUUGGCGACGCCCUCAGAUACUAUGCCGGCGGCCAUCUCAAAGACGACUGGUCCUCCGAGAUCCAGCUGGCGCUCAGGGCCAUCCUGUUCAAACUGACAGUCUGGGAUAACGAUGCAACGUACGGAGCGGCUCUGCAGAACCUCAAAUACACCGACGCCAGAAAAGGGGGCCCCGUGCUGUCACCCCCGACGAGGCUACAAAAGUCGCUGUACGGCCUGGUAACGGUCUUUGGAAAAUAUGCCUGGACCAGAUGGGAGGACUGGCUCGUGGAUCAGGACGAUGGAUACAGCGACCCUAGCCCGCGAGUCCAGAGGCUAUCUCGAUUAACAACCGCACUGACAACGGCGCACUCGGCUGCGGCGUGCGUCUCCUUCCUGGUGUUUCUAUUCCGCGGACAAUACCGCACGCUUCUCGACCGUGUUCUACGCAUGCGGCUGGCGCCUCCUACAAGCCACGUCAGCCGCGAGGUUUCCUUUGAAUACCUCAACCGACAGCUGGUGUGGCAUGCCUUUACCGAGUUCCUUCUGUUCGUACUGCCCCUGAUUGGCGUCAACCGCUGGCGACGAUGGUUGAGCCGCACCUGGCGAAAAACAAAAGACAUAAUGAACACAACCCAAAAGGGUGAUUCUUCGAACGGCGAGCUCGGCUUCUUGCCCGAGAGGACCUGCGCCAUCUGCUACCAGGACCAGAACGCCGCCGCAUCAUCCGAGUCGGAAAUCAUGGCAGCGGCAGCAUCCAGCGGCGUCAUUGGAUCAGCGCAAACCGAUGUUACCAACCCCUACGAAGCCAUUCCAUGCGGUUGCAUCUACUGUUUUGUGUGUAUUGCAACACGCCUGGACCGUGAAGAAGGCGAGGGCUGGACUUGUUUACGGUGUGGAGAGCACGUCAAAGAAUGCAAGCCGUGGAAUGGAGAUGUGCUCGAGCCGUCCCGCAAGUCAACAUCGACAAAGACUGUGGCAUUUUCAGACGAUGUGAUUGGAGGCUCUGAGGAUGGAUCUGUCAUUUCUAUGGAAUAA
This is a messenger RNA of Trichoderma aggressivum f. europaeum, 1284 nucleotides long. RefSeq lists its product as uncharacterized. Gene Ontology annotation, cellular component: peroxisomal membrane. The record is from RefSeq and is a predicted model, not a curated record. NCBI's taxonomy places the organism in Eukaryota, Fungi, Ascomycota, Sordariomycetes, Hypocreales, Hypocreaceae. Gene Ontology annotation, molecular function: zinc ion binding. Gene Ontology annotation, biological process: protein import into peroxisome matrix. The coding region runs from base 1 to 1284 and encodes 427 amino acids. The transcript has a single exon.